This is a messenger RNA of Entelurus aequoreus (snake pipefish), 465 nucleotides long. Its product is annotated as olfactory receptor 8A1-like. NCBI's taxonomy places the organism in Eukaryota, Metazoa, Chordata, Actinopteri, Syngnathiformes, Syngnathidae. Bases 1 to 465 code for a protein of 154 amino acids. The transcript is spliced from 3 exons. Gene Ontology annotation, biological process: G protein-coupled receptor signaling pathway. The record is from RefSeq and is a predicted model, not a curated record. Gene Ontology annotation, cellular component: membrane. Gene Ontology annotation, molecular function: olfactory receptor activity.
AUGUACUUUGUCAUCUUGUUGACAUUAUAUAUUCUCAUCCUCUGCACUAACGGCACCAUUAUAUGUCUAAUCUGGAUCCACAGGAACCUUCAUGAGCCUAUGUACAUUUUCAUUGCUGCUUUGUCACUCAACUCUCUUUUGUUUAGCACUGUUAUCUACCCUAAACUUUUCAUUGAUGUUUUGUCUCAAAAACAGAUAAUUUCUCAUUCUACUUUAUCCAACUAUCAUGGGAAAAAGAACUGUUAUUGUGCUCUUGACUGUGGCCUGGUCUUUACCUGCAUUUUCUUUGAUGUAAUCAUAACGAGUUUGGACUCACAUCAUCCAAAACAUUUACGUUUUAUAAUAACUUUACAAAUACUUGUGUAUAAUCCUCUGUUUAAUCCAAUUAUUUAUGGAGUGAAAAUGAAAGAAAUCUGGAAAUACAUCCAGAGAUUGUUUUAUCAACUGGUGAACAAAAGAAUAUGA